This is a messenger RNA of Branchiostoma belcheri (Belcher's lancelet), 2744 nucleotides long. RefSeq names its product NACHT, LRR and PYD domains-containing protein 3-like. Lineage: Eukaryota; Metazoa; Chordata; Leptocardii; Amphioxiformes; Branchiostomatidae. The coding region runs from base 327 to 2744 and encodes 805 amino acids. The record is from RefSeq and is a predicted model, not a curated record. The transcript has 4 exons.
ACGCGAAAGUACUGGUGACGGUCUGGGAAAACCCCACGCCCACUGGGGAAAACCCAGAAUUUCUGCAGGAUCUAGAGCAAAGGAAGAGUGUUUUUCGUCCAUAGCAUUAGACAAUAGAAGCCGGGACACGUCUGUGGUAAUUUCAGGCUUAGAACAACCGAGUAAUUUGUAAAAAUGUAGACGAAAUGUGAGGUAAAAAAUAUGUGUGCUCGAAAAGACAUACCCGGAAGUAAAAUUGUUUUUCGCGCCUAGAAAUCAACCUCCAAAAUUUUUGUCACCACAGGGCAUUUUGAAUCACAUAAAAGCAGGGAGUUUAAGAAGACAAGAUGGCCAGACCACCACCAGCAGGUGCAGGUCUGGGUGAAAGGUUAGCAGGAAAUUUUGAAGAAAUGUAUCUCUCAACACCAGAACAAGAAAAUGACAAUUCGCCAAGCCCCCCAACGACCCCUUGUCCCCUCCCCUCAGAGUUAGCGCCGUUUCGGGAAGAUAUCAACCGACAUUACGAACGACAGGUUCGUCAGCAGCAACCUUUGGUGUACGACAAAGAGUUUAUCCUGGAUGUAGAAGAUACCUUUACCACAAUAGACAUUCUUCUAUACAACGAGCGGCGCCAAGCUUAUUAUCGACGUCCAUUAGACUCCAUUGCACACAUUUUCAAUCCUACUUUCAACCCCAACCCCUCAAAACCCUCAAGCUUCCUCCUAUGGGGGCCCCCUGGCAUUGGAAAGACCACGCUUAUUGCCAAGCUAUUGACUGAGUGGAACAAAUGUAAUGUAGAAGUCCUACGGCGGUAUGACCUUGUGUUUGCCAUUGCUUUGAGUAAGGUUGAGAGGACCCAGUCUCUUGUUGACUUGAUCUUUGAUCAGCUGGCACCUGAAGAUGAUGUGAACAUGAAAGAAGUCCUGACCAACCAUCUACGCAGAAGUGACAGAGUCUUGAUCAUCUUGGAUGGCUUCGACGAGCUAGAGUGGCAACCAGAUGAAGACCACGACAUCAUAAAGCUCCUGAGAGGAAGACUGUUCCCCCAUGUCUCCAUCCUCGUCACCACAAGGCCAACAUGUACCUCCGACGUCAUCAAGCAGAUGAAGCCAGACACCCGAGUCGAGGUCUUGGGCUUCAGUCCAGACAACGCGAAGAAGUACAUCUCGAAGUUUUUUGAAGAACAGCCAACAAAAAGAGAUGAACUGCUGGAGAAAAUUGGCUCGACCCUUCUGCAUACAGGAAUCUUCUCAGCGCCCAUCCUUCUUCUCCAUGUCUGCUUGCUGUGGGAAGAUGACAAGGAUCUGAUACUCAGUGACAAGAUCUUCCCCCUCUACAACAAUGUAGUAGACAGUCUUGUAAGACGGUACCAUGCGAAAGACAAGAACCCUGUCAGUGAAGAAGACGUCCAAACACUCAUCCAUGCACUGGAAAGGCUGGCCUUCGAAUGCCUUUUGAAGGAGGUCACGGUGUUCAAUCAGGAAGAUGUGAAAAGGCACUGUGGAGACCAGUACAUGAUUCUGGUGCAGAUCGGCUUGUUGAAGGAACAGAAAAGCCCGUCCAGGACACAUCCUGUCGUCCAGUACUCGUUCUCUCACAAGACGAUGCAAGAGUACUUUGCCGCACAGCACCUCGCAGAGAAGUUGAGAACAGAAGAUGCCACUAAGAGGGAAAUGUUGCAGCAGUAUUUCCCAACAGCCAGGAAGGUCCAGAUGCUCGGGGAACUUCUCAUCUUCACGUGUGGAAAGUUGGGACAAAACGCGAAAUUUGUCCUGCAUCACCUCUUGAAGAUCCAUAGCACAUCUGAUGUACAGCUUGUGGAGGAAGAGUUCUACAACUUCUUCAAAACUGGGAAAUCCAAGAAGGACUGGACCAAGGACAUCAAGUUGGAUGACUUUGCAAGUCCAAGGGAUCUGACACAAAACUUUGCCGGCCAGUGGAACGACUACCCCCAAGUGCUGCUGACGUACCAGAGCUACAUCGAGCUGUACCUUCUCUGCUGUUACGAGAGUGGUCUCACAGCGCAGUUUGCAGAGCAGGUGUUCCUCAGAGACAGCAUCCAGUUCUCAGGGGCCAGCCCAAGAGUGUACAGCGUGCUGUCUCACAUGAUAGAAGAAGAAAGUGAGAAGAUGAAGAGAAUGGAACACCUCCGUCUAGUCAACACGCAGAACUACGUCCUUGGCUCAACUCUGGAGGAGCUGCACAAGUUGCCAGGUCUGACUGAGCUAAACCUACGCCAGUCUCGACUGGGCAGACACCUACCAAAGUGCACAAUCCCCAGGAGGCUGGAGCUACGGUUCAAGUACAGAAGACUGACGAAGAUGUCUGAAGACAACUUGGCCAAGGCUCCUGCCCUCCUAGCCAAGAAGCUUCGCCACUUGAGAUCGCUAAAGAAGCUGGUCAUAUCUUGGAAUGACCUCGGCCCAGAAGACAUGAAACAGCAAAUCCUUCCAGCCAUUCGGGCACUGACUGACCUUGAAGAACUGUUCCUGUCAGGAAAUGACCUUCGUGGCCUGGGAAAGGACGUUGCUGACCUUGUAGCCUCCCUGCCCAAGUUGAAAGAGUUCAAGGUCUACUUCUGCCAGCUCACCUUUGAAGAAAUAAAGAAGAUAGCAUCCAGUCUGAAGGAGUACUGUCCAGACCUGACCCUGUUUGACUGCCAGCUGAACCCCAUCCAGCCUGACGAGUCCAUUUGGGUUGGAGACAAAGAGCUAAAAAAAGUCAAGGCUGUACUCGGGGACAAGGUGUCCAUACCAUCUGGGUAA